Messenger RNA from Trichosporon asahii var. asahii CBS 2479, 744 nucleotides. RefSeq lists its product as uncharacterized. The transcript has 5 exons. The record is from RefSeq and is a predicted model, not a curated record. Lineage: Eukaryota; Fungi; Basidiomycota; Tremellomycetes; Trichosporonales; Trichosporonaceae. Bases 1 to 744 code for a protein of 247 amino acids.
AUGUCGCUCACUCCGACCGCGCUCCGUCUCCUGUCCCGAGAGAUCGUUACACUCCGCAAGGAGCCGCCUGAGGGCGUUCGCAUUGUUGUCGACGAGGACGACUUGAGCGAGCUCGAAGGCUGGGUUCAGGGCCCUGCUGGAACGCCGUAUGAGGGAGGAUACUUCAGGAUCCGCUUCGACUUUGGUCCAGAGUACCCCAACCUGCCUCCGAAAUGCACUAUGAUGACCAAGAUCUUCCACCCCAAUGUGUCCAAAUCGGGUGAGAUUUGCGUUGACACGUUGAAGAAGGCGUGGAAGCGAGAGUACGGCGUUGGGCAUGUACUUGUGACCAUCAAGUGCCUUUUGAUCUACCCCAAUCCCGAGAGCGCUCUGGAUGAGGAAGCUGGAAAGCAGCUCCUGGCCGACUAUGAGGGGUACUGCAAGUACGCAAAGCUCCUUACCGGCAUCCACGCUACGUCGAAGCUGCCCCCGGCGCCAUUCCGCGACGCCAAGGCGCGCCCUACGUCAACGCUACUCCCCUCGCCGCCGGCGCACACACCCGCCACUGCCAGCCCCAGCCCUCAGCCGCCGAGCCCACACAAGCAGCAGCAGGCGCAGCUAGACGCUCCCCGUCCGGCCCCGCUCGGCACGUACGCCCGUCAGGAGACGAGCCCUGCGCCUCCGUCAGUGCCGGAGAUCAAGAAGACCGUGCCGGCAAAGAAGCCGCCCGCGGCAAAGGCGAAGCGCGGCCUGAAGCGUCUGUAA